AGUGGAAAGACUUCAGCCGAGUCGCGUCCCCGUGACUGUAAGGCACUAAUUUACAUAGUUCAUUAGUCAGAAAUCCCCCUGGGAAUAAAUCCGUGUUGUAACAUAUGUAUGGAAGACGGACAGUCAGGUCUUUGGAAGACAAGGAUACAACACUGGAGUACAGUUUUCAUGACUUAUUGGAAGCAUAAACGCGGGUUCCGGUGGCGAUAUUUUUUUCCUCUCAGGAAGUUUGUCGUAUUCAACUGAACAUUAUUCUUGCUUUGUUUUGGUUGAAGAAAGCGGGGAACUAUUGGUGUCUACAGACGUCCAACCACAACUUUAUGAACCAGUUUUUUUAUUCUCCUCCUUCACAUUAAAGUCAGUUUGAUUCUUGUAUGAAUACCUCAAGUACCGUAAUUUAGGAAUUCGAAGCUCUGCGAAGUCUCAACCUCGAUGGAGUUUGUCCAGCGCUUGACAUAACAAAUCGAGUUUUUGUGUAUAAUAAAUAUAUAGGCUACACGUAGGCUAGUAUUUCUAUCUGCAAAUGUCAUUUCCGCCAGUAUAGUUGUUAACGUGUGAACUCUUAUGUCGUCUGAAUCAAAAUACUUGUGUUAUAGGUCAGAGAGGCCUUUGUGUAUUCCUAUAGAUCCAUAUUCAAGUUGCAACUCGAAGCAGUUUUAUGCAGUGCAAUGAUUAAGGUAAACGUAUCUCCAGCAUAAACUAUUUUGAAUUCAAACUUGGCAACACACAGAGGGGAUUCUGCAAAGUUAGCAGGAGGAGUUGCCAUCAAAAAUCGCGGAAAUCAUACGGUAUUUGCCUCUGGCGAGCUGUUACUCAUUAAUGGAUGUCAUACAGGCCAUACUGUCACUUACAUCUUGUCUAGUAGCGCCUGAAAUCGCUGACAUCUAGUGUGACUUAUGAACAUGUUUUGGAAAUUUGAGUUUUCCAAAUACCCGAGACUGCGGCGGAGCGAAAUCUUUGUUUUUGGACCACAGCUGGACCAGUCUUAUGUGGGAUUUUCCACUGGACAAUUUUCAGUGUAAACCCCACAGUUGUCUGAUGUGACCGUGUUUGCUUUUACAACUUGGAAAGCGUCAUUCUGUGCGUGUGCUCCAACUUUUCCUUGAAGAACAACAGCCCACGUUCCCCUGGUGGGGGGGGGGUCAGCCCCGCCAUGGCGCCCUCAUAUACAUGAACAGUCCCCAGUGUAUCCAUCUAACUGAGGACACCGAUGGACGUGGACAACCGCUGGACCUACUGUGUCAUCUCUGCCAAGACACGCCGGUGACCGGAGUGACCUGCACGCGGGAGACGCACGGUCCUGUCCUGACCGAGGUCGACACCAAGACAGGCUGAGGGUGGGUUGGCCCAGUAGAGACAAGUUUCUAAAGACUGGUUUGUAGACGUACGCAAACAUCGCCACAAUGAAUGAGAGGCAGGCUCUCCACUCUAUAAUGAAGGACCUGGUUGCCCUUCAGAUGACGCGCCGCCAACCUGUUUUGUCAUACGAUAGUGGCAAACCCAAGACGCAAGCUCAGACCAACAGACAGGGCGAUGUCAGGAUAAAGUUUGAGUUCUCAGGAGAGAGGAGGAUCCUGAUGUUUGGACGGCCUGUGCAGUUUGAAGAAAUCCAGCAAAAGGUUAAGACUGUCUUUGGACAGCAUCUAGACCUCCAUUAUAUGAACAACGAGUUGUCAAUCCCUCUGCGGGGUCAAGACGAUCUGGACAAAGCAAUCGACCUGCUGGACCGAAGCUCCAACAUGAAGAGCAUCAAGAUCCUGCUGCUCACUCAGGAGCACAGCAAGGCCUCCUCCCCCUCUCACCAAGCACCAUGUAAACAGGUGAGGAUCAAGUCUUCCCAAUCCACUGGAGACGUGAGCGCAGUGUACCAAUCCACUGAACCCAGAGGGCGCCAUCUAUCAACUGGUUCUCAGAACACAGGGCGGACCUCACCGCCUCCUGGCUAUGUGCCUGAACGCCAGCAGAGGAUCGCCCGCCAAGGUUCAUACACCAGCAUAAACAGUGAGGGGGAGUUCAUCCCUGAGACCAGCGAUCAGUGUAUGUUGGAUCCUUGGAGCAGUGCAGAGAAUUCGGUCUCUGGAAGCUGUCAGUCUCUGGACAGCAACUCAGACAGCCCCUCAUUGAGGAAGUCUCGCACGCACAGAGCAAAAAGUUACCCUGAUAAUCGUCAGGAGUGCUCAGACAGGGAGAAUCAUGUGUAUGACAGGGUAGCAGGGAAGGGAGGCACCUAUCCUCGUAGGUACCAUGUCUCCCUGCAUCACAAGGAUCACAGUGAAGGUCGUCGUACAUUUCCACGGAUUCGCCGCCCCCAGGGGAACCUGUUCACUCUGGUGCCUUCACGCCGGUCGCUCAACGGCAGCGAGGAGAGUGUGGGCAGCUGGCAGCUAGUUGAUGCUCAGGGCAGGCUGCAUCACCAGGAUCGUUCUGUUGCCCAUACAUCACCCAGUGCUCCAGUGACGUGGCGGUGGGGGAAACUUCUGGGCCAGGGAGCAUUUGGACGGGUUUACUUGUGUUACGAUGUGGAUACUGGGAGGGAGCUGGCUGCCAAGCAAGUCCAGUUUGAUCCUGACAGUCCUGAGACCAGCAAGGAGGUCAGUGCUUUGGAGUGUGAAAUCCAGCUGCUGAAAAAUCUGCAUCAUGAGCGCAUUGCUCAGUACUACGGCUGUCUGAGGGACCACAAUGAGAAGACCCUCACUAUCUUCAUGGAGUACAUGCCGGGCGGUUCAGUCAAAGACCAGCUGAAGGCCUAUGGAGCCCUGACAGAAAAUGUGACCCGGAAGUACACAAGACAGAUCCUGGAGGGCAUGUCCUACCUGCACAGCAACAUGAUUGUACACAGGGACAUCAAAGGUGCCAACAUACUGCGUGAUUCAGUGGGAAAUGUGAAGCUUGGAGAUUUUGGCGCCAGUAAGAGGCUGCAGACCAUCUGCAUGUCUGGCACCGGCAUCUGCUCAGUGACCGGCACCCCCUAUUGGAUGAGCCCAGAGGUGAUCAGUGGAGAGGGCUAUGGCAGGAAGGCUGAUGUCUGGAGCCUUGGUUGUACAGUGGUGGAGAUGCUGACAGAAAAGCCUCCGUGGGCCGAAUAUGAGGCCAUGGCGGCCAUAUUCAAGAUCGCCACUCAGCCUACCAACCCACUGCUGCCCUUGCACACUUCUGAACAGGCACGGGACUUUAUCCGCUGCAUCUUUGUGGAGGCCAAACACAGGCCGAGUGCUGAGGAGCUGCUCAGACAUCCCUUCUCCCAGAUUCUGUGCUGAGACCUGCCUGGUUUCCUAACUUACACACAGAGUAGCACAGUAGCCUCAGCAGUAGCUGUAGCUUCCUCAAAACCCAUCCAUGACAGAAGACCAGGCGUGGAACUGGCCUGAAUGUCCCUCUGCCACCAUUCAGAUGCUUCAAAGAGGAGGCACUGUUCACUCACACAGAUCCAAAGUGCAAACCAUUUGACAACUGCAGUCAGUGCAGUGCUUUGUGUACCAGCGCCUGUGCAGGCUCCCACAAGAAUCACCACCAGGGGGAAACAAAACACAGUGUGACAGAAACACAGGAUCUGAAUGCAGCAUGAUCGAAUCAUAGCUCAUGCACCAGUUGUGUCUUCUUAAAGUAUAUACUCCUGUGUUUACCUUAUUUUGAUUGGCUGUUAUGACAAAUGCCAGGAAGCCCUGAACUGCUUGACUUUUUAAUGUUUAGUUAAGCACACUUUGAAAGCUACAACAGGCCUAAUGUUCAAGUUUGCCCAGUGGGAUGCUGAAGCCAUUGGUGCACUACAGUGUUAAUUGGACAGGUUCUCUGUUUUUUUUUUUUUCUGCUUGGCAGUACUGUUUAUUUCACCUAUCCCUCAGUCACAGCCUCUUUAAGCUAUUUGUUAUGGAUUUAGCAUUUCUAGCUCCACCUCUCUGUAGACUAAGUGAAACACAGAUGAAGUGAUGUUACAUGGAGAUACAGUAUGUGUAGAGCAGCUACACAGAGUUUAAUACCAAAAUAAGCUUAAGGCAUGUUUUGGUUUCAGCCCCUCAGAAGACAUCACCAGAAGUUAAUGAUAAGAGCCAAAUACACAAAUCUGUUCACUUGUCAGUAGCUUCAGAAGACCAUUAUACACCACAUUUCCUAGCUCCAGCUUGUGCCUCUCAUGUUACCAUUACAUUCAAGUCACAGUGGAAAGCAGCUGUUGCUCUGACAAAUUAAUUCCUUGCAACUGAGCCGGUUGUUUAACAACCCUUAUCACUGUUGGGAAGGUUUUUCUAGAAUCCGCAAAGACUCUUUCUUUCAACUGGAUGAAAAAAAUUAUCUGUAGUGGAGGAUUCAGAAGAUUUUUUAACAUGUGUCAAGUUAUGACACUCACAAGAAAGAAAAAUAUUAAUAUAUUAUGUAGUUGUUACUUUUUAUUAGCUGUUAGGAGACUCUGGAAAUGCCUUCACUGCAGUGAAAAAAAUUCUUUUGAAUGACCGUCUGUUAUUGCCAGGAGAAACGAAGUGCUUAGCUCUGUAAGUUUAAUGUAAUAGUAAGAAUUGAGAGGCAAAGACUAAGGUAUGGGACUACAAUAACUGAUUAAAAUGACCCUUUAUGUUUUUCUACAGAAAAAAAAAACUCCUUAUCACUGUCAUUGUUGCUGUCCUCCUACCUCUAAAACUAACCAGUUGAGUCUGGGGCCACCUUAAUGCAUCUUGGGAACCUGAGAGAGUCUGUGCAUUUCAGUACAGACUUGGAGUCUGAAAUCAUAUGAAGUGUGGUUCUACCUGUUGCCUCAAAGUGACCUAUCCUACCUGUGUCUCUUACAGUUGUUUGGUAUCACAGCUGCUUUCAGUCUAUAAAGUGCCUAAAAGGGACAGAUACAGGAUUAUAAUAUGGACCUGGUGGCAGUAAUAUGUAAUAUAACUUAUAUGUGAAUCUGACAAUGCUUUUUAGGAAAAAAUACAAGCUUAAGGCUUUAAUCUGAAAGUUGCCUUGUUUGCCUAAGAUUGCACUGUCCAUGUGUGUCUGGCCCAAGCAUCCCUCACUGAGAAGCCUUAGCUUAAGGAUCAGUUUUAAAUCAGAUGCACUUUUAUGUUAAAUGAAUGUUGUGGAGUUUUGUUGUCUUUCCCAAAUUAGUUUUUUUUUUUUUUUAUUCAAAUGUGAAAAUUGUUUUACUUCUAUUUAUACCCCCAUGUCCAUUCCAAUUAGAUUUAAUAAGCAAAUAUAUAUGUUAAAAUAUAUUUUUUAUAUUUAGACUGUCAAAGUGGUGAUACUUUCAGGAUGUUAGAAAUCAAUCAUUAAAAGCAGCUGGUUUUGCGGAUGUUACAGAAUUGGGGUUUAUAAAUGAAAAAUGGGUGGAAAACCAACUCUGGCACCCUGGUUCUUGUUCUGGCCCAAAAUAAAAGAGCACACAUCUUUAGCUAUACAUUUAAAUGACAGUAUUACCUGACAAUUUAUUGAAACUGUGCAAUUUGGCCAUAGUAUUUUCUAUGAGGUCUCAUGAUCAACGCCUUUAAAGGAGUAACUUAAAAAAGAAAGAGCUGGGAAUAGUUUUUGUGUGAUCUCAGUAUUAUUAAAACAUAUGUAAGGUGCGUGUGUGUGCGUGUGAGCCAAACGAUCAGAGCCGGUGCUGGGUGUCAGAGUUUGCUGUUCAAUCCAGAUGACGAUUUUGUUUAUCCCAGGGUUUAGAUAACGAGUCCAGUAAUCAGUGAAUUUCUGAGCAAAGGGCUUGCUGCUGCCUUAACGCUAAUGGGCUGCUACAUGCUAAAGGGCAGCUAAAAACAUGUUCAGUGUUGAAAAUGUUGCAAUUCUAAGACAAAGGACCCUGAGAUAAGCAAAUGAAUACAAACUAGUUCUUAGAAAUCUGCAUAUGUAAAUGUAUGAUUAUGUAUCAUGACAAGACUUGCAGUGCAAAGUCUAAUGUAUCAGAUUUAUUUUACAGCAAGAAGAGAAUAGUAUGUUUAAUGAC
This is a messenger RNA of Monopterus albus (swamp eel), 5920 nucleotides long. It is a transcript of the gene map3k3, whose product is annotated as mitogen-activated protein kinase kinase kinase 3. The coding region runs from base 1404 to 3257 and encodes 617 amino acids. Gene Ontology annotation, molecular function: ATP binding; protein kinase activity; protein binding. NCBI's taxonomy places the organism in Eukaryota, Metazoa, Chordata, Actinopteri, Synbranchiformes, Synbranchidae. Gene Ontology annotation, biological process: protein phosphorylation. The record is from RefSeq and is a predicted model, not a curated record. The transcript has 17 exons.